GACCCCGGUACUGCCCCAGCCCUGGACCCCAGCCUCCCCUCAGGGACAACUGCUUGCCAGAGACACCUCUCCAGGGAGAGUCAUGGUGCUCUCCAGGGCAAAGCCUUCUGCAGCUGCCUCAGGCAUUUGGUGGCAUCUGAUGUGAACCCCCAGCUGGGGACACAUCCACGUGCUCUGCAUCCCGAGGACACCCAGAGACAACUGCUGGACAGCUGGGAGGAGAGGGGACUAUUUUGCCUGGCUUUAUGUACCUGGCCUGGAUGGAGCCUUCCUCCACUGCUCUGGAGAAGACAAAGGAACUCAUCAAGCACAGCCGGGAGAGGAUAGGAAACACCAUCAAGGCCUCCGGUUCCAGGCUCUGCUCCUAUGCUGAACGAGUUGCUUUUUUAAUGGAUCGUUCCCGAAGCCCAGACAAAAGCACCCAGCCUCCAACACCAACAGACAACAUCAACCUUGGACCUUCUGCUAACCCAAAUGCCAAGCCAACAGACUUUGACUUCCUGAAGGUUAUUGGCAAAGGAAGCUUUGGAAAAGUUCUCCUGGCCAAACGCAAAUGUGAUGGCACUUUUUAUGCUGUGAAAGUCUUGCACAAGAAAACCAUCCUAAAGAAAAAGGAGCAAAACCACAUCAUGGCAGAGCGCAACGUGCUCCUGAAAAAUGUCCAGCACCCCUUUCUUGUGGGACUCCAUUACUCCUUCCAAACCUCUGAGAAGCUUUACUUUGUGCUUGACUACGUAAACGGGGGAGAGCUCUUCUUCCACUUGCAAAGGGAGCGUUGCUUCCGUGAGCCCCGGGCCCGAUUCUAUGCUGCAGAAGUUGCCAGUGCAAUUGGGUACCUGCAUUCCUUAAACAUCAUCUACAGAGAUUUAAAACCUGAGAACAUCCUCCUGGAUUGCCAGGGACACGUAGUACUGACAGACUUUGGACUCUGCAAAGAAGGAAUGGAGCAAGAGGAGACAACUUCUACUUUUUGUGGCACUCCUGAGUACUUGGCUCCUGAGGUGCUAAAGAAGCAGCCAUAUGACAGGACAGUAGACUGGUGGUGCCUGGGAGCUGUUCUCUAUGAAAUGCUCUUUGGACUGCCUCCUUUUUACAGCCGGGAUGUGUCUCAGAUGUAUGACAACAUUCUGCACAAGCCACUCCAGAUUCAGGGAACCAAGACUGUGGCAGCUUGUGACAUCCUCCAGGGACUUCUUCACAAGGACCAGAAGAGGAGACUGGGUGCCAAGACAGAUUUUCUUGAGAUAAAGAGUCAUGUAUUCUUCAGCCCAAUAAACUGGGAUGACUUGUACCACAAGAGGAUUACUCCUCCAUUUAAUCCCAAUGUGGCUGGUCCAGCUGAUCUGAGACACUUUGACCCAGAGUUCACCCAAGAAGCCAUCUCUGCCUCCAUCACCCACACGCCUGACCUAGCAGCCAGCAGCUCCAGUGCCUCAGAUGCAUUUUUAGGCUUUUCCUAUGCACCAGCUGAAGAGGACAUCUAGGUUUUAUAGAGGCUUUGAGAAGCCAGGUUUUUAACUGAAUGUUUUUAUGUUGUGGUAAUUUUUUUUUGGUUGUG
Calypte anna (Anna's hummingbird) is the source of this 1558-nucleotide messenger RNA. It is a transcript of the gene SGK2, whose product is annotated as serum/glucocorticoid regulated kinase 2. The transcript has 16 exons. Lineage: Eukaryota; Metazoa; Chordata; Aves; Apodiformes; Trochilidae. Bases 246 to 1484 code for a protein of 412 amino acids. The record is from RefSeq and is a predicted model, not a curated record. Gene Ontology annotation, biological process: protein phosphorylation. Gene Ontology annotation, molecular function: ATP binding; protein serine/threonine kinase activity.